AUGGCUGGAGUUCGCGCACUGCACAUCAGCAAUGGCUACCACAACCCUUUAACUAACACUAUAAAACUACAACAGACAUUACGAGGAAUAGAAAGGAAACACUUUUCGCUAGUAAAACAAAAACUACCUAUAACAUUUGACCUACUCUGUAAAAUGUACAUUUUCAUCGACCUAGCAAACCCGGAUGAUACUGUUUACUGGUCGGCUAUGACAAUUCCUCAUUUUCAAUUACUACGGGCCAGCGAAUUCAUGAGUACCGAUUCUUCAGAUCCUAUGCUUACAAUCAGCGACGUUAACAUUACUACUACAGCCAACAACGAUGAAUAUCUGGYGUUACACGUCAAAACGUCAAAAACUGAUCAGAAACGACAGGGAGUGACACUCUACACCGGUCACGCGAAACACAYGGUCUGUGCUGUUUGCGCAAUGAAGUCAAACUUACAUCUACAGCGUCUACGUUCGCAAGACAGGAGUGACGGUCCACUGUUCGGCCUGUCUUCGGGAUCAACCUUAGCUCGCUUGAACAUGGCUAACUAUCUCGCGGUACUCUUACGCCUACUAGGAAUUGACUCAGGAUCUUAUAGCAGAAUAACUUUCGGAUCGGUGGCGCCACAUCAGCAGCGACUGCCGGACUCAAAGACUACGAGAUUAAGCUCCUGGGAAGAUGGAACUCCGAUUGUUAUAAACGUUAUAUUCGUUCACCAGUGA
Actinia tenebrosa (Australian red waratah sea anemone) is the source of this 708-nucleotide messenger RNA. RefSeq lists its product as uncharacterized. The record is from RefSeq and is a predicted model, not a curated record. NCBI's taxonomy places the organism in Eukaryota, Metazoa, Cnidaria, Anthozoa, Actiniaria, Actiniidae.